CCUUUUUUAAACUUGCAUUGAAUAGCAUGGAUGAUAUUUUUUUUACAGAGAAGCUGACAGAGCAAGGCAGGAGGAAUAUAGACGUGAAAUGAAUGAAAUAAAAGAAAGAGUUGACAAGAGGCCAUUUUUGUUUGAAAGAACAACACAGGUAAAUGCCAGAAAAGCGGCUGAGAGGAAGUAUCAUGAUACACUAAGACGUGCAGGAAUCGAUGAAGAAUUUAUUGCUGAUAAAGGUUCUCACGCUAGGGGAUACAGAUAUGAGGAUGAUGAUGACGAUGAUGAUGAUGCCAGUGACCUGGGCUCCUACAGGGCCACUGUCAAACAAGGUUAUGAGGAUGAUGGGCUGUCCGAUGGGGAUCGCACACCAGAGGAACAGUCAGACUUGGAAUAAUUUCACUGUAUUUAAUUGGACUUGAUCAAAUCUGGUAGACUCAAGAAUCAGGGAUUGGCUAGAGUAUUUUAUAUGUAGUACAUUUUAUAAUAUGCAUUGAUCAUACAAAAAAACUUUCAUACAUGUAAUCUACAAAAACAACAGCUAAAGAAUUUUGAGCUGAAAAAUAUUGACAAUUCCAAGUUUUGGACAUUGUGUUUCCUGUUUCUGAGGUAGCAAAAUUAACAGUUCAAAGGAGCAUUGCAUUAUUGAUUGUUAAACAUUAACACUUAAGGGUGCAUAUUGAGACAGUUUCCUGUGAAUAUUAACCCCUGCCCGGACCCACCAACCUUUAUCAUCCUUUCCUGACACUUGCCAUAGCUCUUUGACAAACUGGGGAAAUUAAAAAGUCCUUACUCACACUUAAAUGAUAGUUUUCUGAAUUCUGUCAUCUCUUCAAGGUUCUGUGCAAUUCGGAAAUGUGUCAAGAUGGUUGAUGGGCUGUGAGGUUCAACCUGGAGAGGAGGAUUUUAAUUAUUUUUGCAACUAUUAAUUUAUGGCAAUAAUCAUGUUAAAAUAUGAUCAAAAAGUAUAUCUUGUCCACAGAUAAGCUCUACAAGAAGUGUUAUUUGUACAUAAUGAGUAUUUAAAACCCUGCACUUUUUCACUUUCACAAGAUGUAUAGGAAAGUUGCAUAAAAAAACCAAAGUGAAAAAAAAAAGGAUAUAUUAGUAAGUGGUAUCUAUCAAGGCUUUUCUGUAGUUUUGUAAAAUGUGCUUUGUUGUAUGAUGUUCACUUUAAUGGUCAGUAUGUAUUUAAUUACCAAUUAAAACUACUUUGUGAAGAA
This is a messenger RNA of Lingula anatina, 1217 nucleotides long. Its product is annotated as protein FAM161A. The record is from RefSeq and is a predicted model, not a curated record. Gene Ontology annotation, biological process: cilium organization. Gene Ontology annotation, cellular component: cilium. NCBI's taxonomy places the organism in Eukaryota, Metazoa, Brachiopoda, Lingulata, Lingulida, Lingulidae.